This is a messenger RNA of Quercus robur (English oak), 3795 nucleotides long. Its product is annotated as inositol hexakisphosphate and diphosphoinositol-pentakisphosphate kinase VIP1-like. The coding region runs from base 278 to 3388 and encodes 1036 amino acids. The record is from RefSeq and is a predicted model, not a curated record. Gene Ontology annotation, biological process: inositol metabolic process; inositol phosphate biosynthetic process. Gene Ontology annotation, molecular function: 5-diphosphoinositol pentakisphosphate 1-kinase activity; diphosphoinositol pentakisphosphate kinase activity; inositol hexakisphosphate kinase activity. The transcript has 32 exons. Lineage: Eukaryota; Viridiplantae; Streptophyta; Magnoliopsida; Fagales; Fagaceae.
AACACACCACACCUUUUCCAUUACAUAAUUCAGAUAUAUAUUUCUCACCGUCUCAUUUUUCACAAGUUGCACACUUUCUCUCCCAAAAAAGAAAAGAAAAAAAGAGCAAGCGCUUCUCUCUCAACUUUUCUCACUUCCGUUAGAGUCCGCGCUUCUUCUCUGUGAAGCUGGAACAAGAAGUUUGAGUUGGAAUCGGUUCGGAUUCGGAUUCGGAUUCUGCGUUCUUGAAAAAGGUAGAGUUGUAGAAAGUUCCAGAGAGUUAUUGAGACAAAGAGAGAUGAAGGACGAAGGAGGUGAUUUUGGAAUGAAGAUAAAGAUUGGAGUCUGCGUGAUGCAAAAGAAGGUGAAAUGCGGCUCCGAGGCGAAUUCUGGGCCGAUGCGGCAGAUUCUUGAUAGGUUACAAAAAUUUGGUGAAUUUGAGAUCAUAGAGUUCAUGGACAAGACCAUUAUUGAUGAUCCAAUUGAGAGCUGGCCAAUAUGUGAUUGUUUAAUUGCCUUCCAUUCUUCUGGCUAUCCUCUUGAAAAGGCUAAGGCAUAUGCUGCUUUAAGGAAGCCUUUUCUAGUAAAUGAAUUGGAGCCACAGCACCUUCUUCAUGACAGAAGGAAGGUAUAUGAGCAACUACAAAGGUAUGGAAUCCAUGUUCCAAGAUAUGCCCUUGUAAAUAGAGAAGUACCAUAUCAAGAGCUGGACUAUUUUGUUGAGCAAGAAGAUUUUGUUGAGGUUCAUGGUAAUCGUUUUUGGAAGCCAUUUGUGGAAAAGCCUGUUGAUGGGGAUGAUCAUAGGAUUAUGAUAUAUUACCCUAGUUCCGCAGGUGGAGGCAUGAAGGAAUUAUUUAGGAAGGUUGGUAAUCGAUCCAGUGAGUUCCAUCCAGACCUUAGAAGAGUGAGGCGUGAAGGCUCGUAUAUUUAUGAGGAAUUUAUGCCUACCGGAGGAACAGAUGUCAAGGUGUAUACUGUUGGCACUGAAUAUGCACAUGCAGAGGCAAGGAAGUCUCCCGUUGUCGAUGGUGUUGUCAUGAGAAAUCCUGAUGGGAAGGAAGUGAGGUAUCCCGUGUUAUUGACACCUACUGAGAAGCAAAUGGCAAGAGAUGUUUGCAUUGCAUUUAGGCAAGCGGUUUGUGGGUUUGAUCUCUUGCGUUGCGAGGGACGUUCAUACGUUUGUGAUGUGAAUGGGUGGAGCUUUGUUAAAAACUCUCACAAGUAUUAUGAUGAUACUGCUUGUGUGUUGAGGAAGAUGUUUUUAGAUGCCAAAGCUCCUCAUCUUUCUACAACAAUUCCACCAACUUUACCAUGGAAAGUCACUGAACAAGUCCAGCCUUCUGAGGGAUUAACUCGUCAGGGAAGUGGGAUUAUUGGCACAUUCGGGCAAUCUGAGGAGCUACGUUGUGUGAUUGCCAUUAUUCGUCAUGGUGAUAGAACUCCCAAACAGAAGGUGAAGUUGAAGGUUACUGAGGAAAAGCUGUUAAACUUGAUGCUGAAAUACAAUGGGGGACGGCCUAGGGCUGAGACAAAACUUAAAAGUGCUGUCCAGUUGCAAGAUUUGUUGGAUGCCACACGAAUGCUUGUACCUCGCAAUAGACCAGGUCGCGAAAGUGAUAGUGAAGCCGAAGACUUUGCUCACGCUGAAAAGCUUCUUCAAGUCAAAGCCGUGCUUGAGGAGAAAGGACAUUUUAGCGGUAUUUAUAGGAAGGUUCAACUAAAGCCACUAAAGUGGGUUAAAGUCACAACAAGUAAUGAUGAAGGGGAGGAAGAACGACCUGUUGAAGCUCUGAUGGUACUCAAAUAUGGGGGUGUUCUUACGCAUGCUGGCAGAAAGCAGGCUGAAGAACUGGGCAGAUAUUUCCGAAAUAAUAUGUAUCCAGGUGAAGGGACCGGCCUACUUCGCCUCCAUAGUACAUAUCGUCAUGAUCUUAAAAUUUACAGCUCUGAUGAGGGUCGUGUGCAGAUGUCUGCAGCUGCAUUUGCCAAAGGCCUUCUUGACCUAGAAGGGGAGUUGACACCAAUCCUGGUUUCACUUGUCAGCAAGGACUCCUCUAUGUUGGACGGACUAGAUAAUGCCAGUAUUGAGAUGGAAGAAGCGAAGGGUAUGUUGCAUGAUAUAAUAACUUCUGUUGCAAAGACUUUGCAAAACAAUGGAUCAGCCGAACAUCCCUGGAUGGUUGAUGGAGCCGGACUUCCUUCUAAUGCAUCUGAACUUCUUCCAAAAUUGGUGCAAUUGACUAAGAAGGUCACCGAACAAGUAAGACUACUUGCCAGUGACGAAAAACGUACAGAGGAAUAUGAAGUGAUUCCACCUUAUGACCAAGCAAGGGCACUUGGUAAAACCAACAUUGAUGUUGAUCGCAUUGCUGCUGGGUUACCCUGUGGUAGCGAGGGAUUCCUCUUGAUGCAUGCCCGUUGGAGAAAGCUUGAAACAGACUUGUAUAAUGAACGUAAAGAGCGGUACGAUAUAACACAAAUUCCUGAUGUUUAUGACUCGUGCAAGUAUGAUCUCUUGCACAAUGCACAUCUUAAUCUAGAAGGGUUGGAUGAACUCUUCAAAGUAGCUCAGCUCCUUGCAGAUGGUGUGAUCCCAAAUGAGUAUGGAAUUAAUCCAGAGCAGAAGCUGAAGAUUGGCUCAAAGAUUGCUCGCCGUUUGUUGGGUAAAAUUUUGAUUGAUCUGAGGAAUACUCGUGAAGAAGCCAUCAGUGUUGCUGAAUUAAAGAGUAAUCGAGACCAAGAUUCUACAUCCAAAAAAGCUGAAAAGGAAGAUACUGAAUAUCAAUCAAAGCUCUACAUUAAGAAUGAUGACAUGAGAAGAACUAGCACAAGCGAUAUAUCACUGGAUCAAGAUGAUGAUGAUGAUAAGGAGACCAAAUAUCGUUUGGAUCCAAAGUAUGCCAAUGUCAAGUCACCUGAACGCCAUGUGCGGACACGCCUUUACUUCACAUCAGAAUCUCAUAUUCAUUCUGUCAUGAAUGUUCUCCGUUACUGUAACCUGGAUGAAUCUCUUCUAGGGGAGGAUAGCCUUGUUUGCCAUAAUGGUUUGGAGCGUCUAUAUAAAACAAAGGAGCUUGACUACAUGAGUUAUAUUGUGCUGAGGAUGUUUGAGAACACAGCGGUUAAGUUAGAGGACCCAAAAAGGUUCCGCAUAGAGAUGACCUUUAGCCGUGGUGCAGAUCUAUCCCCUUUGGAGAAAAAUGACAGCGAGGCUGCUUCGUUGCACCAGGAGCACACACUACCAAUUAUGGGUCCAGAAAGGCUGCAAGAAGUAGGAUCAUACCUCACAUUAGACAAAAUGGAAGAAAUGAUUCAUCCUUUUGCCAUGCCAGCAGAAGAUUUCCCUCCGCCAUCGACCCCUGCAGGAUUCUCUGGCUAUUUCGCAAAAAGUAUGCUUGAGCGCCUGUGAUGCCUUGGAAACUUUUCUAUAUCUGCUUUGAGAAGGCCGAGUCAAUUCCAAAGGAAGUAAACUGCGAAAAAGAGGGAUUAAAGAAAUGAAAAUAAGCGCAUAAACACAAGUUGCCAGCUGAAGUGUUCGCUUGCAUGCAUCACCCCUGGUGAUGAAAUGGCAUUGUUCAGAAGCCAAGCUUUGUCCCAGAUAUGAAUAAUUCAACAGCGACGCUCAAGAAUCCUGCAUAUCAUACACGGAACUUCUUCGUCAUGUUUCCUAGUUUCUGACUUAGGUAUGCGUUAGGUAGGCAAGUGGUAGCUCUUCAAUGUGAGCUCAAAGGUUUUGGGAAAGGGGGAAGGCUACCCUCCUUUGUGUAGCCUACUCUCGUUCAAUUAAUACAGAAAAAAAGAUAGAAUUUACUCCUA